Molecule: messenger RNA, 543 nt
Organism: Selaginella moellendorffii
Lineage: Eukaryota; Viridiplantae; Streptophyta; Lycopodiopsida; Selaginellales; Selaginellaceae
Product: calcium-binding mitochondrial carrier protein SCaMC-2-B-like
Exons: 5
Coding region: 1-543 (180 amino acids)
Source: RefSeq, a predicted model, not a curated record
AUGGCAACAGCAGGUAUGAGCAAGAGCCAAAGUGGAGAUGACAACUCCGGAGCUCGAUUGUUUGCUCGUUUCGUCGCCGGUGGUGGAGCUGGAAUCACUGCUGCUGCGACAACGUACCCUUUGGAUCUCGUUCGAACGAGACUAGCAGCACAGACAACCUCAAAGCAGCACACGGGCAUCUACCUUUACAAGGGGCUCUGGCCGACGCUUUUAGCCCGAGUCGUCCAGGAUGGUGACGAGCUUGAUCUCCGGUGGAGUAGCAGGAAGUGCUGCCUCAACAGGAUGCAACUCGAGGGCGAUCGGAGAUGGACACCAGGGAUUGUGAGCGCGCUGAGGCACAUUGUUCGCACCCAAGGCUACGCUGGGUUGUACAGGGGGAUUUUGACCGAGUACCUCCCGGCCGUGGGGAUUGCCUUCAUGGUGUAUGAAGUGAUGAAGAACAUUAGCGAGGGAGAAGAGGUGAAUGUAAAUGGUCCCCGAACAGGUGUUGGUCAGUUCCAGAGCCGCGUCCCCGAUUUUAUUCCAACCGUCAGAUAUUCUUGA